Molecule: messenger RNA, 1507 nt
Organism: Aspergillus welwitschiae
Lineage: Eukaryota; Fungi; Ascomycota; Eurotiomycetes; Eurotiales; Aspergillaceae
Product: phosphatidylserine decarboxylase family protein
Exons: 2
Coding region: 104-1435 (443 amino acids)
Biological process (GO): phosphatidylethanolamine biosynthetic process
Cellular component (GO): mitochondrion
Molecular function (GO): phosphatidylserine decarboxylase activity
Source: RefSeq, a predicted model, not a curated record
GCUUUUGCCAAGGCUGUCUGAUCUGAUAUUGAUUACUAUCGGUUUUUGUUACCAUUUUAUUAGACUUAUUUUGAGUUGGAUUGCAUUGAAUUAGAGUGAAAAGAUGGCGCCCAAGUAUAAGAAUCACACGCCUCGGUUGCAUCAUCUUGGAAAAUGGAUGCCUUCUACUCUCGACGCCCAUCAUGAAUGGCUAGGUGGUGUCAUCGCACAUGUCGACAGCAAGGAAUCUCACGACCUUCAUCCGGUGAUUCAGGAAUUUCAGGACCUCAUUGAGAACAACACCCGCGUAUAUCUGCUCAUCUCCGCCAUGUUCAAUGAACUCCCCCGAAACCGAACGUACACCACUGAUCCCACUGGCUGUCCCCAGAUGCAGGACUACAAGCACAUGCUACGUGUGCUGAACCAUCUCAUAACCACUGCUCCCUCGUGGAACGACUUUUCUCAUCGUGUUGGGUUGGUGGGGUUGCCUAUUAAUGCGGUCUUGGAUUGGCCGAUGGGCACCCCGAGUGGAUAUGCUGCGUUCCUGGACCCAGAUGUCAACCGCAUGAUUAAGAAGAUUCUUAAUGCAUGGGGCGAUUUCCUCAAAUCACCGGAUUCGGCGAAGGUGUUGGAUGAUUCGAAGUACGGGUGGUUUGGGGAGACAGCUAAAUCCGAUCUGGAGGAGGUGGGCAAUGUGCAGAAGACGAACCAUUCGUUCGAGGAGUUGUAUGUCUGCGACCCGUCGGCAGAGCAUCAUGGAUUCAACUCUUGGGACCAUUUCUUCACUCGGUUGUUCCGAGAGGGUAUCCGCCCCGUUGCCUCACCCAGUGACGACAAGGUCAUUGCCAAUGCGUGUGAGUCGCAGCCAUACAAGGUGGCGUAUGAUGUCAAGGCGCGCGACCAGUUCUGGAUCAAGAGCCAGCCCUAUUCAGUAUAUGAUAUGGUCGGGUGUGAUCCGUUGGCUAAGCAGUUCGAGGGCGGCACGGUCUAUCAGGCAUUCUUGAGUGCAUUGAGCUAUCACCGCUGGCAUGCACCGGUGUCGGGAAAGAUCGUCAAGGCGUAUGUCGUGGAUGGAACAUAUUAUUCUGAGCCGUUGUUCGAGGGUAUUGGAGACCCGGAUCCAUCCAACCAACAUGGGAUUGAUAGCGCUGGUGAGGUCAUGUCUCAAGAAUACUUGACAGCCACGGCAACACGGGCCGUUAUAUUUAUCGAAUGCGAUAACCCUGAUAUUGGGCUCAUGGCGUUCCUGGGUGUGGGUAUGUGCGAGGUCUCAACUUGUGAGAUUACCGUCUCCGAGGGCCAGCAUGUGUCCAAGGGUGAUCAGAUUGGUAUGUUCCAUUUCGGUGGUUCCACGCAUUGUCUGCUCUUCCGGAAGGGGGUCAAUGUCCAGGGAUUUCCAUCGCCUAAGCUGCGACAUAACGUGCCUGUCAGAAGCCAGCUAGCGGUGGUGGGUUGAUAUAGUCAGUGUGAUCCUGUAUGUACAUAUGGCCACGGAAAUAGUUAUGAACUUAUGUAAAUGAUUGCAAAU